This is a messenger RNA of Penicillium nucicola, 3396 nucleotides long. RefSeq lists its product as uncharacterized. The record is from RefSeq and is a predicted model, not a curated record. The transcript has 8 exons. The coding region runs from base 1 to 3396 and encodes 1131 amino acids. NCBI's taxonomy places the organism in Eukaryota, Fungi, Ascomycota, Eurotiomycetes, Eurotiales, Aspergillaceae. Gene Ontology annotation, biological process: protein processing. Gene Ontology annotation, cellular component: plasma membrane. Gene Ontology annotation, molecular function: oxidoreductase activity; metalloendopeptidase activity; FMN binding.
AUGUCCAAGAUACUUAAUAUAUCUGAUCUUCAGGAGUCAGCUUCAAAGUCCCUUCCCGUUUCGGUGAAAGAUUUCUUCAAUUCUGGCGCAACAAACCAAGUCACACUCCAUGACAAUUAUACUGCGUACAGAAAAUACCGUCUCCUCCCCAGAGUUCUUAAAGAUGUCUCCCAAGUCAACACAAGCAUCUCCCUCUUCGAUCGAGAUAUCCUCUUCCCCCUGUGUGCCUCACCGGCCGGAUUACAAGUCCUGGCCCAUCCAGAUGGAGAAUUAGCAACAAGCAGAGCAUGCGCUAGAACAGGCGUGAACAUGGGAGUCUCUUCCUACACCGGUAAUCCAGUCGAGCAAAUCACCGAAGCAGGAAACGAAGUCGGACCUAUCCACCACGUCAUGCAGCUCUACUCAAUGAACGACAAAGUCAAACAAGAGCGCAUCGUGCGCCGCGCUGAAGCUGCAGGCUGCAAGGCAAUCUUCUUGACAGCCGAUAGCCCUGUUCUUGGUGUUCGCUGGAAUGAAUGGCGGAGUGGGUUCAAGCCUCCCCCCGGCGUCGGGUAUCCGAUGUACGAGAAGACAUCGGAUGAGAUUCAGGCGCAAUCUCACGAUGAUGGAUUUGCCGCGACAAACUCGGAUUCUCAUUCUUGGGCUACGGAAAUUCCUUGGUUGCGUAGUAUUACUAAGAUGGAGAUCUGGAUUAAGGGCGUUCUUACGCCUGAGGAUGUUGAGACGGCUAUUGAGUAUGGCUGUGAUGGUGUUAUUAUUAGCAAUCACGGUGGCAGGCAGCUGGAUGAGACCCCCGCUACUAUUGAUGCUCUUCCUGCUUGCGCUAAGGUUGCACGGGGACGAAUCAGGAUCCAUAUUGAUGGUGGGAUUCGGUCUGGGGCUGAUAUCUUCAAGGCGCUAGCUCUGGGUGCGGAAUGUUGCUGGGUUGGUCGUCCUGUGCUUUGGGGUUUAGCGCAUGACGGUCAGCAGGGAGUCGAGUUGAUGUUUAAAAUUCUUUACGAUGACUUCAAGCGAUGCAUGCAGCUUACAGGGUGUAAAUCGGUUUCAGAAAUUCGCCCGGAUCGGUUGGCUAUUCUCAUCAGUAACAAUAAGAAACACGACCCAACCAACUCAGUUGACAGCAUGCAAUCCGAAAAAGAACUGCUUGUCGAUGUGAUCGAGGUAUAUGAUACUGAGAAUAAUGGCUUUGUCCCCAAACACCAUGGUUGCAAGAGACAGGGACGCCCCUGUCUAGCUCGGUUCCUGCGGAAGGGUAUAUGCGCCUUUGUCCUCACCGGAUUGGCAAUAUAUUACUUCGGUCUCCCAUACAGUGCUCCGUCGAUCAACGCGCCCUCCCCUCAUCCCGAGGCUUCUCCGCUUUGCCAGUCGGAGGAAUGCGUACACGCUGCAUCCGAGAUCCUGUACAACCUGGAUCCCAACUACGAGCAGGUUGAUCCAUGCACCAAUUUUGAUCAAUAUGUCUGCGGUGGAUGGCGAGAGAAUCAUGAUAUGCGCCCCGACCAGGGAUCGAUCUUUGCUGGCACAAUCAUGGAAGAGAAUGCGCAGACUCGACUCCGUCAUAUCUUGGAGCGCUCGGAGGCUCCUGAGCCUGCCGAUGCUGAUAACUUCAAGAAGCUGAAAGCUGCUUACGAUGCUUGCUUGGAUGAGCCCGCCAUCAGCAAGCGAGGCACUAAGCCUUUGACUGAUAUCUUAGAUGAACUCAAGAAGAUCUAUCCUGCUAAGACUGGACUGGUCAAGGGAGCCCAGGACCACCUCACCAGUGCGAUAUUGUAUCUCCUGAACGCUGGCGUUGAGGCCUUGGCCUCCCCGGGUGUUACUCCCGAUGACAAGGACCCAGAUAAUGUCGUUGUAUUUGUUACGCCUCCUCGGCAAAUCGGACUUCCCGCAAGAGAGUAUUAUAAUAACACCAAGAUUGUGACUGACUAUACCUCUGCUUUUAAGCAAGUCAUCCAAGGAUUUGCUGGAGAUGGACACGACAAAAUUGUUGAAGAUGUCGUUGCAUUUGAGAGCAAGCUUGCCGAUGUGACUCCGGAUACGCAGACUCAAGAAGAUGUUACCAAAUAUUAUAACCCCCUUAGCGUCAAGGAAACCGAGGCUUUGUUGCCAGAGAUUUCUUUUACUGACAUUCUUACCUCUCUUGCACCGCACGACUAUAAAGGCGAUCGCUUGAUUGUUGGGUCACCCCCUUAUAUGAAGGCCUUGUCUGGGAUCUUGAAGGACACCCCUAGAGAAACGGUCUUGCUUUUCUUGCAGUGGAAGCUUAUCCAAGCCCUUGAAGGUGCCAUUGAAGACAACGCGAUUGAGCCUCUUCGUCGAUUCAAGAAUGAGCUCGCCGGCAAAGAGCCCCAGGCGAAGCAAGAACGGUGGCGCAAGUGUCUUGCUCGCCUGGACGAGGGUCUUGGAUGGAGUCUCAGCCGGUUCUACGUGCUCGACUCUUUCCCUGAAGAUUAUAAGAAGCUUGGUGAUCAGAUCGUGUCUGACAUCAAGGAACGAUUUAUUUUCACCUUGGACGAAACUAAUUGGAUGUCUGCGGAUGUGCGCAAGCUUGGUAUCCAGAAGGUUGAAAAUAUUAUCCAGAAGAUCGGAUUCCCUACCAAGAGCCCUGAUGUCACAGACCCCGAAGACGUAAAGAAAUUCUACCGCGACCUGGAAGUGGCGAAAGAUACCUUCUUCGAGAAUGAGGUGGCUGUGGCUAGAUUUGAUCUUCAUAAUGAAUGGUCCAAGCUUGGAAAGCCAACUAACCGCGAUGAAUGGGACAUGACUGCGCCGACAGUCAACGCCUAUUACAAUCCCCCAGGCAAUGAGAUUGUCUUCCCUGCCGGCAUCAUGCAAGCCCCGGCUUUCUACGGACCAUCCGCCCCGCUGUAUCUAUCCUACGGCGCGUUCGGUUCUGUCAGUGGCCACGAGCUGUCACACGCAUUUGAUUCCACUGGUCGUCAUUAUGACGAGAAUGGAAACUACACCAACUGGUGGGACGACAAGACCGUCGAGGGCUUCGAAGAGCGAGCCCAAUGCUUCGUUGACCAGUACUCCAACUACACCGUCACAGGCCCUGAUGGCAAGGUCCUCCACGUCAAUGGACGAUUGACACUAGGCGAGAACAUCGCCGAUGCAGGUGGCCUCACCGCUUCAUUCCAUGCAUGGAAGAAGCAUGAUGAGGCGAAGCCUGACGUUCUCCUACCGGGCUUGGAAGCCUUCACCAAAGAGCAAUUGUUCUUUAUUUCGUACGGCAACUGGUGGUGUGGCAAAACCACCAGGGAAGCGGCUGAACAGGCGAUCUAUAACGAUCCUCAUGCGCCCAAGUCCGCUCGUAAUAUUGAAACCAUGGCCAACUCCCGGGAAUUUAGGGAUGCUUUUAGUUGCCCAGAGCGCAAGCCAGUUUGCCAACUCUGGUAA